CGGCCCAAUUAAACGAUGCAUCUGGAAUCCUAACCCUAUGUUCGUCUAUACAUAAUACAUCCACCGCCUCAUUUCAGAUGAUAUCCGAACAUUUGGAAUUCUAUGUAAUCGUCUACUCCGUAUGUCAAGUUUCUCUGAUCGGUUCUAUUCUUCUCAGCUCCCAUCUAUGUCGCUUAAUAUCUUUGCGAAGUUAAUUGAUCACCUCCUUGUCUCAUCGACGACAUCUCUUAAUCUCUAACAUAGCUUUUAUCAAUUAGCUAGACGUUUAUGUUUCUUCCUUCCGUUUACUGAUCGAACGUUGAGAAAAUGUGUACAUAAUGUGCUUAUUUUCUCCACCCUGUAUCAUUUUGGUAUAUCUAUUUCCACCCCCAAUACCUUCGAAUCCUGUUCUGUGAUUUGGUUUUGCCUCAAUAAAAAGCUCUGAUUCCGUUUCUGCUUAGGGCUUGUUAUUUAUUUUCCGUGUAUGGAAAGAGGCAAAUAUUCAAAUGCGGGAGAGUUGAGUCGCUCCGCCAUAGGUGUUCAACUGGCGCAGCUAAUGAAAUCCCGCAAAAUCAUAUAUGCUGUUUAUAUUAAUAGUUUUCCAGCAGGCAAUGAAAUUGUGAUUAUAUUUGAUUCAUAUAGAUUCACGAAGUUGGAUAUGUAGUACUGCUUUUGUGUGGAUUGAGUUAGUCGACAUUGUUAUGGAAAUCCGAUGAUGGCAUGAAAUCUUUGAGACCUGAUAGUCUACUAUUGAUGUCAACAUAAGCAUAUAUUUCUGAGGAUUCUCCCCACUGUUUAUGGUUUUUUCAAAGUGUUUAUGAGAUUUGAAAAAUUGUGACCAUUUUUGAUGAGAAAUUGAGAUGAUGAUCGCACUGGGCUCUGAGCAGUUUUGAAUAAACACUGUAAUCUGAUGCACAUUGCAGCCUAGAAAGCUAUGUCUGAUCUUUAACUCACGAGAUGUCUCAGUAUUACAUUAAUAAUAUGAUGUACAGUUAAAUGCUGAUUAAUAAAAAAAGGUAUGUACUUGUUUUAAAAAACUAGCUCUGCUUGUAAUUAUCAAUUUCCUUGGAUUAAUGUUAAUUAAUAUCUUGAUUUGUCAGACUUUCAAACACAAAUUAUCAUGCCCUUUUGUUUGGAUAUUUGAAUGGUAUGUAUCUUAAUAAAUAAAAGGGAGUUGCUUCUUUCUUUGAACUACUUAAAAUUGGUACCUUGUACGGAGUAUCAUUCUGCCCCAAUUGUUUUACAAGGGGGUGUUUGUUUUACAGUGUGUCACCCCAAACUGCCGUUUUUUUUCAAAUGGAAACGCUGCAAAAUGCAGUUGCCCCAUUCCGCCGAAAACCAGUAUAGAAACAAUCCUGAUCCAUUCAAGUUUAACAAAUAGGAUCCAAAUAAUUAUGAAAAUUAUAUAAUCACAUAAGUAUCACUAUCCAGAUUAAUUAUAAAAAAGAUAGAAAUAAUUAUGAAUUUAUGAUUAAUAUAAAUGGGAUUUUACAAAAAUUUGACCUGGAUAGAAUAGUUUAUUUUAAACUUUUAUACUUGGGUGAUCAUGGGAUUCGUGGCAUUAUCAUGGGAAAUAAUUAAAAUAUGUCAAACUUUGAUGGGGUUGAUGGGGUGUGAGAUAAGCACCCUAAACUUGCAUAUGUAAUUCAAAUAUCUCAAAUUUUAUAUAAAAAGUUAAUUUAACAUCAUGGUCAUGUAUUUUUGGUUUAAAAAUAUUAAUUUUUGGUGUUUAUUUCAUAGAGCCCGUUUGGUAGCACGAAAAUUGGUUGUUUUGGCUGUUUCUGCUGAAAUUUAUGAAGUUCUGGCUGAAGUGGCUGUUUUGGUUGAUUCUGCUGAUUCUAGAAAAAAUAUUUUAAAAAUAUAUUUUAUUGAUAAAAUAAAGAAAAAAUUAUAUGUAAAAAUAGCUAAAAUGGUCAUCUACAAUAACUUCAGCCAAUACAGCCAGAAAAGUAACUCCAACCUUACUUUUUCUGCUUAUUACACAAUUCAACACGCGAAAGUAAAAAUUACGUGUUUGGUGAAAAAGCUGGCUGAUAAGCCUAAUAAGCCGAAAAAAGGGGUCUUCAAACGGGCUCAUAAUUUGAUAAUUUUUAGCAUUUUACAGUUUAAACUUCCAUUGUAAAAUAAAUAGUAUUACCCUGCACUAUAUAUAAUUAUAAUGUUUUCAAUUUGCUCAUAUUGCAGGAAGAAAUGGAAUUGCCAAGUUUCAAAACUUAUUCACUGAAGGACAUCUAUAUGCGAUUAAAAAAAUUUGUUCAGGAUUUUUUUUGAGAAUAGGUUGCUCAUAUUUUAGGAUGGAUGGAGUGUUCUGAAUGUUGAGUUAAGUCCGUUGCGAGGAGUUGAUUAAGAUGUACUCUGUACAACACAAUUGCAUUGGGUUCCUACAGAGCAGCUAGAUGUUGUUUAGAUGAUUUUGAAAAAAAUGUAGAAUUCAUAUGUGCUCUAGGUUAUUUUUUAGCAACCAUGUAGUAUAAUAGCAAAAUAUAGAGUUUGCUAUGUAUCUGAAAUUUAUGUAUCAGUUCAUUACUUUUUUCCUUGAAUAAAAUGAGUUCUACUUUUAUAUAGAUAAUAAUGGCAACAGAUGGAGUUUCCUUUGUAACCAACUGUAUGUAUCUGAAAUUUAUCUAUCGGUUCAUUACUUAUUUUUCC
Molecule: messenger RNA, 2628 nt
Organism: Cuscuta epithymum
Lineage: Eukaryota; Viridiplantae; Streptophyta; Magnoliopsida; Solanales; Convolvulaceae
Source: the annotation of a GenBank genome assembly